This is a messenger RNA of Aedes aegypti (yellow fever mosquito), 809 nucleotides long. RefSeq names its product cytochrome P450 9e2-like. The record is from RefSeq and is a predicted model, not a curated record. Lineage: Eukaryota; Metazoa; Arthropoda; Insecta; Diptera; Culicidae. Gene Ontology annotation, molecular function: iron ion binding; heme binding; monooxygenase activity. The transcript has 2 exons.
AUGGCAGCAACACACAAUGCUUACAAUACUUUUCUCGAUGAAUCCCGUACUGUACUCUGUUUCGCCGUGUAUGAACUGGCAGCAAAUCCAGAAAUUCAACAGAAACUUCAAGAUGAAAUCAAAUUGGUUAAGGAUCAACUCAACGACAGCCCUCUGACAUAUGAGGUAUUGCAGAAAAUGAAGUACUUGGACAUGGUCGUUUCGGAAACUCUUCGACGGUGGCCACCACUAGGAACUACGAAUCGAGUAUGUGUCAAACCGUACACGUUGGAAGAUUAUGAUGGAGCACAAGUCACUAUUGAAUAGGGACAAGCUAUCCAGAUCCCAAUAAUAUCUUAUCACCAUGAUCCAAACUAUUUCCCAGACCCCUACCGAUUCGACCCGGAACGGUUUUCCGAAGAAAACAGGGAGAAAAUCAAUCAGGACGCUUUCUUGCCGUUUGGCAGUGGGCCUCGGAAUUGUAUUGGCUCGCGGUUGGCAUUGAUGCAGGUAAAAAGCUUGCUGUUCUAUCUACUCACUAACUUUUCGGUGGAAUUCUCCGAGAAGAUGGACGUUCCGAUCAAGCUGAAGAAAAUGUCUAUGACAUAUACCGCUCAAAGCGGUUUCUGGUUCAAUUUAGUGCCGAAGAGUGUAGAAGUUUAAAGUUUUACCAGCUGAAAACAAAAACUUUUCCACAUGUUUUUCACACCUCUCAGUCAAUGAACAAUAUAGCAAUCUGGUAAAAAUUAUGGAGAGUACCUCAUUUGGAAUAAUGCAGUUUGAUGUAACUCAAAAAUGCCCAUUUUUCAAAACUUCGUGAUUGCUAAUUA